Manduca sexta (tobacco hornworm) is the source of this 1364-nucleotide messenger RNA. RefSeq lists its product as uncharacterized. Bases 172 to 1251 code for a protein of 359 amino acids. Gene Ontology annotation, molecular function: nucleic acid binding. Gene Ontology annotation, biological process: DNA integration. The record is from RefSeq and is a predicted model, not a curated record. NCBI's taxonomy places the organism in Eukaryota, Metazoa, Arthropoda, Insecta, Lepidoptera, Sphingidae. The transcript has a single exon.
CAAAAAAAUCGACUUCUUAAGUUUAAUGUUUUUCUGGAUGAAAAUAAAAUCAUCCGUUUAGGAGGUAGAUUGCAUCAUUCAGAAUUUUCUUUUGAGAAAAAACAUCCAAUUUUAUUACAGUCCACUCAUCAUUUAACAAAACUUUUAUUUAAUUAUGAGCAUCGAAAAUUAAUGCAUGCAGGUCCCCAAUUAUUAUUGGCCACAAUAAGAGAAACUUACUGGCCUUUGGGUGGUCGCAACUUAGCCAGAUUAUGCUAUCGUCAGUGCGUUCGCUGUCAACGUUUUAAGGCACAAGUUGUACAAACACAAAUGGGCAAUUUGCCCUCAAGCAGAUUGUCACCAGCUGACUUUCCUUUUCAAAGUGUAGGCGUUGACUACGCGGGUCCCAUAACAUCGGCUAAUCGUCAAGGUCGUGGAUGUAAACUACUGAAAGUUUACAUUGUAAUUUUUGUGUGCUUUACGACUAAAGCCAUACAUUUAGAAUUAGUGGGCGAUUUGACGAGCAGCAACUACUUACAGGCUUUGCGUAGGUUUAUGUCCCGAAGAGGAAAGCCUCUUUAUAUUUAUUCAGACAAUGGGUCAUCAUUUGUAGGAGCCUAUAAUGAUCUUUCUACAUUCCUUAAGCGCAUUUGUAACUCCUUAGCUGAAGAUGCGGCUCAUGAUGGAAUCAAUUUCCACUUUAUUCCUGCCUACGCCCCACAUUUUGGUGGACUUUGGGAGGCGGGUGUUAAAUCCACUAAACAUCAUUUAGUUAGAGUGCUGGGCAAUUGUCACUUAACUUAUGAGGAGCUAAACUCCACCUUAAUCCAAAUGGAGGCAAUUUUAAAUUCUCGACCGCUCACUCCGCUGUCGUCAGACGCUGAAGAUUUGCUGCCGCUUACUCCAGGUCACUUUUUAAUCGGAAGACCAGUUACUUCACUACCGGUUCAAAACUUGCGGGACUGCUCUUAUGACCGCCUGACUCGGCAUCAAAGGAUCGAGCAACUCAGGCAACAUUUCUGGGUGAGAUGGAGCAAAGAGUACAUUUCAGAACUUCAGAAAAGAGUCAAAUGGCAGAGUGGCAAAGAUUAUCAUUUAAAAAUCGACGCCCUUGUCAUCAUCAAGGACGACAAUUUACCACCAAUUAAGUGGAAGUUGGGCCGAAUCAUAGCACUACACCCUGGUACUGAUAAUAUCUGCAGGGUGGCUGACAUACGGACUGCAGGUGGCGUAAUAAGAAGAGCUGUCUCGAAGAUUUGUCCCCUUCUCUAAAGAAACUUCGGGUUGAAAGCAAGCUUUCAACGGCUGGGGGCAUGUUGCAGCCAUAAUAUGAAUAAAAACUUUUUAAAUCGAAACUGACGUACUGGCUGCUUGUCAUCGAAUUA